UCCUCCAUACCGUUCUCUGGCGAAGCGUAGGGAGUCGAUUACCGGUUGCUCCCCGUCAUACUAGGAGUCAGUGCGUCUGGAAGAGCUAUACUUGGGCAUGUGCCGUGUUUCUUCGACGCUCUCACGUCGUCAAGUCAGCUGGAGGACGAGAUGCAGCCGCUGUCUUAUGCGCCGUCAUUCCUGACUGACUAUGAGAGUGAAUGCCGAAUGCUUUCUGCUCUGAGGAAGCAGUUCAGAGUUUUUCAAUCCGAGAUUGCUGGCUUCUGGAUGCUUUGGACGCGUGCACUCUCUGCGUCAAACGUGUUGUCUCCCGGUGUCAUUCCCCAGCCCCAAAGCAGGCAAAUUUGGGCCGAUCAUCCAGCGGCUGACGAAAUGGGCGCUGCCUAAGAAUCAGGCGAUGGCGCUCGAGCGAUGAUCCAGUACAACAUCUUCGAGCCGUAGAUCCUCAGAGACGAAAGCCAGGCCCACCAAAAUACCACCCUCCUGGCGCUUGUCAUCGGAUUCGUCCAAGAAGCCGUUCGCGGACACAUCCAAGCCUGCUCAGCAAGCUGAACGGAUGCGAUCUCAGGCCGAAUGCUCUGAUCCAAGGGGUGUUACACUUCGCCGGAAGCACAGUGCUGGCGACAGCAGUUCGAGGAACAACUGAGCCUGUGGCAUGUAAAAGAGAUACGCCAGAAAGAGCUCCGAUUGCUCCAGCAGCAGCAGCAGCGGCGGACAGCCAAAGAGUAGAACGGCUACCGCUGCAAUUACACUGUUAGGGCCUGCGACGGGUGCUUGGAUUGUAUCCGCUGAGCUCUCACGAGGAGAGGGGGUCUAGAUGCGGCAUUCCAUAGGUUGGCAUCAGCCAUGUGUGGUGAGUGACUAACGGCCAGACAGUGGCCAGACAACGGUGGAUGCGGGAUUGCGGUGAGGGAUGGGGAGAUUCCGGAAACCUCUCCCGCCAGCAACAUCGAGACCCUGGACCUCAUAAGCACCGGUCUUUUGUGCUUCUGCUCCAGUCUAGCUCCGAUCGACUUGUUCAACGCACGAUGAAUGCAAAUCCAAAACGCUCUGUGAUGGAUGCUUCUGGCCAAUUGGAGCCAGCCUCAUAGACCGAGGAAAGCCACGGGCGGUUCUUAAUCAAGGAUAGGCCUGGUCAGGGGACUCCAAAGAGGCUUCUAAACUCCCUGGCUACUCUUGAACGUUGCACACCAUGUCUAGAUUGCCUCAACCAGUGUUUCCAAUCGCGAACGUCGUGCCGACACUGGGAGACGAGGAUACCAAGGACCGCAAGGACCCGGAAAACACAGCUACCGAUCUCCUCACGGUCGGAAAGCGGCCCUUGUUCGUGUCCUCGAUGAGCAAGGACGAGCCGGUCGUGACGCGCAGGGAACUCUGGAGCUAUUAUCUAUACUGCAAUGGCGAUAAUGGCGUCGGCCCGAACGGCUUCUCGAUGACGCUGUUCCAAUCGCUCGCGUUCGCCGCUGGCUACGAUCCCAUCGCGGGGCCGGGCUCGUCCUGCUCGGCAGCCAACGCGUCCGGCCAAUGCGUCGUUCCAUGGGGCCGCGGGCACAAGAGCGUCACGAGCGUCGUCCUAAGCCAGGCACGCAAUCUCAUCUCGCGACGUGAACGGGUUAUGACCUUGAUCUUCACGACGAUUGGGAGCGUGGCGGACUACGGCACCUCUGGCCGCUGGCUGUUUCUUGCGUUCACGGUCAUCUGUUGGGGCGCCCAGUUCGCGAGCAUGGCGCUAACCAAACCGUCCCGUUGGGGUGCGGCGAUGGCCUUGUACAUGGUCGGGUUCAUCUCUUACGGGGCUACACUCGUCUUCUGCUCGGCGCUGUUCCCCCGUCUGGCGAGAAACACAGCUCAUGCGCGUGAAAUCAGAACCCGGUACGAAACGGAGAAAAUUUCGCAAGAAGAUUACGAGAAAGAGGAGAGCUUGGAGACGAAUCGUCUCAGCAAUAUCAGCACAGCACGUACUGCGCACAGCAAUAUCGGAUACAUUGCCACCCUGUGUCUGAAUCUGACCAUCUUGCUUCCUUUGAGCUCCAACGGACUGGCCGAUAACUACACCAUCGUUUUGACGAACAUGUACUGGGUGCUCACCGGUAUCUGGUGGUUCGUCUUUCAAGCACCACGGCCUGGCCCUCCCCUCCCAAAAGGGAAACACUACAUCACAAUCGGCUGGAAACAGAUCUGGGCGGUGUGCAAUCAGUACAAACAGCUUCCGUACACUUUUAUCUACUUGUUCGCGUUCUUCCUCCUGGCUGAUGGCCUCAACACAACCGGAACGUUGGUCUCGAUCUGCCAGAACGACAAGUUUUCCUUUAGCUUCUUGCAGAACACGUAUCUGGGCCUGUCGCAAGCCAUCACCUCGACCGCGAGCACAUUUGGAUUCUGGUACAUCCAGAGGUACUGGAAGAUCUCGACAAAGCGGAUGUUUGUCGUCACGAACUGCUUCACGAUCAUGAUUCCGCUUUGGGGUAUGAUCGGGAUCUGGACCCAGAAGCUUGGGUUCCACAACAAGUGGGAGUUUUGGGCAUACAAUGUCGUUUUCGGCCUCUUCCAAGCGCCGUACUACGCGUUCUCCCAGACGAUGAUGGCCGAGUUGACACCGCCCGGCUUUGACAACAUGUUCUUCGGUCUCUUUGGUCUCUCGAACCGCGCCAGCUCGAUGAUCGGACCGAACGUGAUCCAGGCCAUCAUCGACUCCUCCGGUAACAACUGGAUGGGCUUCCCAUUCUUGUUCGCACUGUGCGUGUGCGCGUCGCUGGUCAUCUGGUUCGCGGUGGAUGUGGAGAAAGGCCGCAGAGAUGCUGUGGCCUGGGCGGAGUCGAUCAGGGAAGAUGCGACUGCGAGGAUGCAGUGAGUCGUCGGAGGAGUCGAACGCGAUCGCGUCUUCUACCGACCUGGGUGAUGAGCAAGUAAUGCAUCUGUGGCUCGGCAAGAAACAAUCCUAGCCUGAAGCAGUGCAUGUUAUACCGGUGAUUUGCCUGCUCCUCGAGUUUAGUCCGAUGGCAACCCACGGGCGAGCAUCUAUCAAACCAUAGAGGCUCGCAUUGACCUCCGUGCUACAUUUGAGGUCAUCUCGUGCACGAGGGCGUUGGGGUGGUACAUGCAAAAGGCACCAUCCUUGCCUAAUAGAGACGUACUGCAUGCCCCGAAUGAGCACAGCUAUUCUAUUUUACUAUCGUCCAGAAGCGCAGCUAGACUAAUCGACUGGAUACUGACAUUACAAAGUCGGGCAGAUAUGAUAAAUAGCUAAACACGAGAUUGGAUCAACUCCUGCAGCAUUCGCUCUAGGCCCAGCAGUCUCUCGUUCACCCAGUCCCGAUGCCCCGAGAUCUGAUCCUCAAGCUCAGAGAACCGGCGCUCCAGCACUCCUACCCGCUCCUCGACCGUCGGAUCUUUCUCCUGUUUCUCCUCCUUCUCCGGCAGUCGACCUAGGCCAUGGAACUCGUGGUCCAUCCCUCGAUGCGAGUGCGCCGGGCGCAGCCGUGGCCGCGAUCUCCGCGGUCGGGGCACAGUGCGGAUCUGCUGCUCCGCCAGCGUCGAGUAGAAGCGCAGAUCGCCCGUCGACAACGCCUUCUUCACGUGGCGGUACUCGUCGCUCUCCUCCUCCGACAGCGUCGCGCCAAACUGGGCGCUCCCGUCCCCGUUCCGGAUGAACAGCUCGAUGUACUUGCGGCGCGUGUCGCGGCGCUCCUUGAAGUACGACCACGUCCAGCCGCGCUGCCUGACGUCGUCCAGCACGGCCGCGGUCGCGAACUUCCACAGCGCGCGUGGAUCCUUGUCCGGGGGCAUCAAUCGCGCGUGGCGGGCGACCAGCGGCCGGAAGACCAGAUCCAUGAAGUGCGUCGCCGGGUCUGGCUCGAAUCCGAGCGUGCCGAGCAAAGUAUCGUUGGCAGGAUCCCACUUCCCCGCGAAGAACUGCGUGGCGUGUCGAUCGGGUAGAGACCGUCGGAAGGAGACGGCGUGCGUGCUGCUGGAACAGGUCCCGGUGAUCGUGUGCGAGUCGCCCUCCGUUGCGAUGAAGGCCUGCACCCCGUCGUCGGGUGACGGGGCAGGCCGGAGCAUGAACGUCAUCACUCCCCCGACAGGAAGCUCUGACGUCGAUCGUGCAGAGUAGAGGAACCCUCGCCAUUCCGACACGAACAAGCUUUCGAAUCCCGGCAGCGGCAGUGCUCCAGCGAUCUCCUCCUCAUCUCGUCGUGUUUCCGCAUCCGCGCUGGUGCCCGCUCGGCCGAUCUCCUCUGUCGGGCCCUCGACAUAUGCCACUCUCAAAUGGCCGCCGCUGGGCGACCGCUCGAAAUCAGGAUCGUCGCUUGACGGGGGGAAGACGGUUUGGGGAUCCGGACUCGCGAACGAGGACAAUGACGUCGGGAUGGACGAGUCGCGCGAAUGAACCGAGGUCGAUGGGCCGGGAACGGGUGGAACGUCGGGCGGACGAUGGGAGGCGCUGAACGUCGACAGCGUCCGUCUGCGCAGGUUCUUCGAGCUCAGCUUCUGCAGCAAGCGUGGCAUAGGCAUGGUCGUAGUCGUGGUCGUGGUUCGCUUGAGAGAGACGGGUACCACUGUCGUUGUUACGCAUUGUCAAUGUUAGGCGUCUGGAGCUGACCACUACUCACC
Mycena citricolor is the source of this 4611-nucleotide messenger RNA. NCBI's taxonomy places the organism in Eukaryota, Fungi, Basidiomycota, Agaricomycetes, Agaricales, Mycenaceae. The record is from the annotation of a GenBank genome assembly.